Messenger RNA from Adineta ricciae, 1275 nucleotides. Lineage: Eukaryota; Metazoa; Rotifera; Eurotatoria; Adinetida; Adinetidae. The record is from the annotation of a GenBank genome assembly.
AUGGCGCCCGAAUCGAAUGAAACGACAUCGCUUCUUGCUGUCAAGUCAACCGCAGCGUAUCGAGUUUAUCCACAGCGAUUCUACAUUCUGUUUGUGUUUUCCUUUUUGUCUUUCAAUCAAUGUAUAAUGUGGUUGACAUUCUCUCCUAUUGCUCGAAGUACGGAGACUUAUUACAAUGUGACCGAAGCAACUGUAGAUCUUCUUCUUAAUUGGGGACCGAUUAUUUUCAUACCAUGUUUACCGUUGACUUCUAUUCUGCUAAAUCAGGCAAAUGGUUUACGCUACUGUGUGCUUCUACUAGCCAUUGCUGACUUCUUCGGAGCAUUAUCUCGAAUACUACCAUCGAUUAUUUUCUCCUCGUCACAUCCAAACUUCAGCUCUUUCGCAUUACCGUUCAUUCAUGUUGGUCAAAUAUUGAAUGCUGCUUGUGGCCCUCUCGUCAUGGCACCAGUUUCGCAGCUAUCAUGUCUCUGGUUUGCUCCGCAUGAGCGAACACGUGCAACUACUGUCGCUAUCUUUGCGAAUUAUCUUGGAUCGGGAGUGGGUUUUGCUAUUAGCCCAUUGAUCGUUUCAGAGCCUGAAUAUGUUCCUCGUCUCCUCUAUAUUCAUUUUGGUUUAGCAUUUGCUGCGUGUGUUUUUUCGCUGGUCUAUUUUCCUGCUCAACCACCGACGGCACCUUCUGCUGCAGCGGAGUUACUCGUACAGAAUCCAACUAGUGGAGAAACAAGUCAUAAUUGGCGAACGUUUUUGAGAGACAUUUGGAAAUGUUUAACGACGCCUUCAUUUGUGCUUCUUUCGACAGCUGGCGGACUUCUGUAUGGAACCUUUGGUGCGUGGACUGGUUUGUACGAUGUCCUUCUGGAGCCGGAACAUUACACUGAAGGACAAGCCGGUUGGUUUGGUUUUGGCUCAACUAUAGCGGCAAUUAUCGGUGGUCUUGGUCUAGGUCAUCUUGCUGACACACGCCGCUUUCAACAUUCUUUAAAAAUUCUUAUUCUUAUUUCCCUCAUCGGUUGUCUACUAGCCAUUGUCUGGUUUGAACUCUGUGUUCGCAGCUUAUUCUACGAUAAACACAUCCUUUCAUCGACUGUAGUCACAAUUGGAUUGUCAACUGGCCUAGCUGGCCUCUUUUCGGGUGCUGCUUCGCCCUUGAUUUACGAAGCUCUAGCAGAAAUUAUGUAUCCUCUUCCUGAAUCCUUAUCAGCAUCGAUACUUGUUCAGUGGAUCAAUGUUGUUACACUCUUGUUUGUACUGUUUGCAUCGUUAUCAUCCUAG